Danio aesculapii is the source of this 2302-nucleotide messenger RNA. It is a transcript of the gene slc35f1, whose product is annotated as solute carrier family 35 member F1. NCBI's taxonomy places the organism in Eukaryota, Metazoa, Chordata, Actinopteri, Cypriniformes, Danionidae. Gene Ontology annotation, biological process: transmembrane transport. The record is from RefSeq and is a predicted model, not a curated record. Gene Ontology annotation, cellular component: membrane. The coding region runs from base 274 to 1440 and encodes 388 amino acids. The transcript is spliced from 8 exons. Gene Ontology annotation, molecular function: transmembrane transporter activity.
CAGAAAAUGCGCACCGAAACCCCGCGAACAUCUGCUCAGAAACCAAACAGAGGACCAGGACCACAAUAACAGUGACAUCCAGCGUCUUAUAAGAUCCUCCAGCAUCCACCUCCACCACUGACCGGACAUACAAUCAUUCAUCCUACCAUUCAUCCAUCCACCUGUUUAUAUCCUCACCUGCGGCAUGGAGAGCUGGAGCUGCCCGGAAUAACCAAAGCCUUAGGAAUGAGCAGCGCUUUUACUGAUCGAUCGCUUUAGUUUUCAGCUUUAGAGAUGAUGCCCGAGCACCAGAACCAUGUUGUCACCACUAUUGAGACCCUUCCUCCAGAAAGCGUCAGCGCUUCGACUCCAUCGCUUUUUCAGAGGAUGAAGAAAGUCUUUAACAGGGAACUUGUCCUCACGCUGGCUCUCGGUCAGGUCUUAUCGCUGCUCAUCUGCGGGAUUGGCCUGACCAGCAAAUACCUGGCGGACGAUUAUCACGCAAACACCCCUGUGUUUCAGAGCUUUCUCAACUACAUCCUGCUGUUCCUGGUCUACACCACCACACUGGCAGUCAGGCAAGGAGAGGAGAAUCUCUUGGCAAUAUUGAAAAGACGAUGGUGGAAGUACAUGAUUCUGGGAUUGAUCGAUAUAGAGGCCAAUUACCUGGUCAUCAAAGCCUACCAGUACACCACACUGACCAGCGUUCAGCUCCUGGACUGCUUCGUGAUCCCUGUGGUGCUGCUGCUGUCCUGGUUCUUUCUCUUAGUCAGGUAUAAAGUGCUGCACUUUGUGGGUGUUGGCGUGUGUCUCCUGGGCAUGGGCUGCAUGGUGGGCGCAGACGUCCUGGUGGGCCGACAACAAGGCCUCGGAGAUCAUAAACUCUUAGGGGAUUUAUUGGUUCUUGGUGGAGCUACGCUGUACGGCAUCUCCAAUGUUUGUGAGGAAUUCAUCGUGAAGAAUCUGAGCCGGGUCGAAUUUCUGGGAAUGAUGGGUCUUUUCGGCUCCUUCUUCAGUGGCAUCCAACUGGCCAUUAUGGAGCACAAGGAGCUGCUGAAGGUGCAGUGGGACUGGCAGAUCGGGCUUCUGUACAUUGGCUUCAGCGCGUGUAUGUUUGGCCUGUACAGCUUCAUGCCUGUGGUGAUCAAGAGAACCAGCGCAACAGCGGUCAAUCUGUCUCUGCUCACAGCCGACCUGUACAGCCUCUUCUGCGGACUCUUCCUCUUCCAGUACAAGUUUUCAGGACUCUACCUGCUGUCCUUCUUCAUCAUCGUCCUGGGUCUGGUCCUCUACUCCUCCUCCUCCACCUACGUGGCACAGGACCCUCGCGUGUAUAAGCAGUUCCGCAACACGGGAAACGCCCUCACAGACACGCCCACAUCCGGCCACCUGGAGCCCUCAGUGACCUAUACCAGCCUGGGCCAGGAAAUAGAGGAGGAGCCACGCAUUCGAGUCGCCUGAAGGGGGCAUGGACUGGCAGAUCAAUCAUCCACUGCCCCGCCCAGCAGUCUGUAGAAAAGCGAAUGAUAUCGAUCACCGAAUGAUGUAAUCAACCACGUAGCAAACGAGUACACUGUGAUCACGAACUGUCAGUAGGUAGCAGUGACUUCUGAGUUAUCAGAUCCAUCAUGUAUAGAGAUUACUUCACCUCAUUGCCUCUUUUCCCCGCAGCAAUUUAAAGGGACAGUUCAUCUAAAAACUAGACUUUACUCAUUUACAUUUCCAAGUGGUAUAUGUUUGGAAGCCUGUUUCCGACAAUGAAUACAAUUAUUUUGACUUUUUAUCGCAGAAUUGCACGAUACAAACUGGCAAUUCUAUACAUUCUUAUAUGUAAACUUGAAAUUGUAUGUUAUAACGUCAGAAUUACGUGAUGUAAAGACAUUGACCUUAUUCUUGAAGUACGUGUGCAGCCAUCUGAAUUUUCUUGGGCUCAAGACAUCAGCUCUCAUUCACUUUCAUAAAUUUUUAGAUGUUAAAUACAACUCAUUCUGCUGCUUGAUAUUGAAAACUGAUCUUUUCUUCUUAUAUUAUUCUACUUUUUAUGUGUACACACUUGUUUGUAGAGAAAUUAGUUUGACCAUUUUCUGUCGUUUAUUAUUCCUAGUCAUUUCUCCCAUAGGCAACUGAGUUGAAGUUCUAAAACAAUCACAAAAUCGAGCGCACUUCCGGAUUGUAGAAUAGACCCUUUUCACAUGACAUCACAUGGUGUUCGGUUUCACUCCAUGCAGCGUAUCUUUACUUUCGCCUCCACAGAACUCCCCAUAGAGAAUUCACCCAGUCAUUUAUAGACGAAAUAUUUACCAGAUAAUAUGUGAAAAUUUAA